AUGAACAAAUACUUCGCCGCCGCGUGCCGCUGCGCCGACCUGUCUUCAGACCAGGAUCCGCACUCCGCUUGUGUUUCCUGCCUGGGUCCGGCACAUGCUCGUGACGGUCUCACUGAUCCCCCGGCUUGCUCCUCCUGCGCCGUCCUGUCCCUCCCUACACGUGUAGAGAGGGCAGCCUACUUUGAACAGGAGGUGGAAGUCCCCGCCGUGCUGAGCUCCUCCGAGGACAACGACGAGGACGACGUGUUAUCAGUGGAGGACGGUUCUACGCAGAGCCGCGCUCCCCUGACCCAAGCGAGCUCGCUGCCUUCCCACGUGGGCUGUGGUGGCGGUUCCCACGUCUCUCCUUCUCUCCGGGGAGAACUCGAGGACGACUUCUCUUCAGCUGCCUCUCUCCGUCCGCCCCCUCUCCGCGUGGAGUUUGCGGGUAUGAUUGAGAGAGCAGCUCUACGCAUCCAGCUGCCCUUGCCUCCUCUGCCUACACCUAAACAGCCUUCGGAUAUGUCCUUCGGUUCCUGGGCUGAGCGAGUGAAACCGGUGGACUCCCCUGCUCCUGAAGUCCUUGGUUUUAAGGGCUUCGCCGAGGGCUCCUGGUCUGCUCCAGCUUCUGUCCACACGGCCAUAGCGUCUUUUAAGAAGACUGACGAGGGACGGAAGGAGCUAUCCCGGCACCUUCCUUUAGUCGGUUCAUCUGCCCGACGGUCCUACUCCUCUUCUCAUCGCCAGGGUUCUUCCGCCAAACGUCGCCAGCGCCGUCAUGUCUCUGCCACCGCCUCCGCUGCUGCCCCAGCUCCUCCUGCCACGGCUUCAGCUCCUGCUCCUCCUCUGGUGCGUUGUAGACUACCCGCUCCCAAACUCAGCGUUCCCUGGCCGUCUAAGAAGCCCAGACCAUCCUGACUAGGCGUGGAGCGGGCUGUGAGUGGCAACGUUGCCCUCACGGCCCCCGUCUCUUCCUUCACCAAAAGAGCAAGGGCUGAGUCUGACGGCGUCGCAGACUCG
Molecule: messenger RNA, 999 nt
Organism: Esox lucius (northern pike)
Lineage: Eukaryota; Metazoa; Chordata; Actinopteri; Esociformes; Esocidae
Exons: 2
Coding region: 1-897 (298 amino acids)
Source: RefSeq, a predicted model, not a curated record